GAUGCAAGCGUGUACCUAAUCGAUCUUCCCGCUGAUCUCAAAGUGCGUUGUGUGCACCCACGAUUUCAUAUUUCCAAGCUUCGGCUGCACAUGCCAAACAACGACAAUUUAUUCCCAGGACGGGAGCCUGCUAACUUCUAUGACUUCGGGCAAGCAGAAGACCUCGAAUCUGAGGUCGAGGAAAUACUGACACACGAAUGGAAUGGUGACGAAGUAUUAUUCCUUGUACGUUGGUCCUUUGGCGACAGCUCCUGGGAACUGUGGGAAAAUGUCAAGAACCUUGCGCUGAUGGACAGAUACUUCAAAAUUGAAGGUGUCUCCCACGUGGAAGACUUGCCGAGAACUCGGCCGCCAGUCCGAGGGCUCCCUGCA
Punctularia strigosozonata HHB-11173 SS5 is the source of this 372-nucleotide messenger RNA. RefSeq lists its product as uncharacterized. NCBI's taxonomy places the organism in Eukaryota, Fungi, Basidiomycota, Agaricomycetes, Corticiales, Punctulariaceae. The transcript has a single exon. The annotation marks the transcript as partial. The record is from RefSeq and is a predicted model, not a curated record.